This is a messenger RNA of Aspergillus tanneri, 531 nucleotides long. RefSeq lists its product as uncharacterized. The coding region runs from base 1 to 531 and encodes 176 amino acids. The transcript is spliced from 3 exons. The record is from RefSeq and is a predicted model, not a curated record. Lineage: Eukaryota; Fungi; Ascomycota; Eurotiomycetes; Eurotiales; Aspergillaceae.
AUGAACAAUGUGGAUGAUUUUCCUGACGAUCAUGAGCUGAUUGACAAAGCGAGGCUGGCAGGCAUCCGAGAAGGCGAAGAUGAAGGAUAUGAGCAACGGCAAUGUCGGGCCCUCGUGGUACAAUGGGCGUCGGCAGAUCAGUCCUUCCGCGAUUCCUUCCAUCUGCAAUCAGCAGUGGAUUACCCCUUCGCAGCUUUGACUCGCAUUGAAUCCAGAUCCCAUAAGUUCAGCAACUUCAUCUGCAUCAACUCAGUAGACACGCCUGUCAAGCGCACACGCUUCAUCAAGAUCCUCGUCCUUGCUGUACCAGCUAAACGGGGGGAUCUCGCACCCUUUCAUAGAAGGGGACCAUCUUCCAACGAUGGUGGAAUCAAGCCCUGCUGGUUUCCCAGACACAACCACCUUCACUAUCGACGAUUUCAUGAUGUGUUCGUUCGUCGAGACUGCCGAUUUCCAAACCAUGACCAUGUCUCGGAGUGGACACGUCCUCUUCGGAAACUCCAUGAUGUUUCAUUGAUCAGGAUACGCUAG